AAUCAGUGCUACAAACGGAAUAAUAUUUUCCUUAAUAAUUUCAAAUUUUCAAAAUGUAAUACUCGCUUUAUAUUCAGUCCAGCCCCUCCGCAAAAAUAACGAGAAUGGAUACAGCUUGUAUUGUCCUUGGUUCCUUUCUCCUGAUCCAAAUGGCCCUCAUACUAGUUACGCUAAAUCCGGUUUACGACGUGCGCAAAAUAGCAACAUAUCUGAACGACAUUGCGAAAUCCCACAGAACUUUGUACUUCUUCACACUUGCAAUAUAUUUUACGUUCGUUAUAUAUCUCGGUAUGUAUACCCCUCUGCGGAAUAUCUCAGAACUUAUAUCCGACAAGAUUAUAAGCGACUACGACAAGUUAGUUACAUUGCGAAGAAUUGAGAAAAACUACGUAAUCGCCGGAUUUUCGCUUUUCCUGUUUGUGGUGCAAUACGGCGUUAAAUUCUUAGUAUCAUUCACCGCCAGUCUGUUAGAUAAUCUAACAUCGAACGACCCAUUGUGUUCCACGAGUGCAAAGAAAGGAUCCUUAUUCACAGAAAAUAUUUUACCAAAUCUGCUACGAGUAAAGAGGUCAGUUUCUUACGAGAAUAUUCUGUUCUCGAAUGAACUCCGUGAACAGUUGAAGGGGAUGUUGUUAAAGAAUGCCGACGAUUUGCAUAAUACUUACUUCCCACAUAACUUUGAAAAUAACAAUAUGAGUAUAUAGUAAAGGUAACUUCCCAUUUCAAAAGAACUUGCCUGUUGAAGAUGAUGAUCAAGUUAUAAAGAUGUAGGAUCAAGUAAAACAUUUGAUUUGCACAUGAAUAUUGAGGAAUUUAUUGGAACUAGAACAAAACUGCAAAAUGUUGCAAAUACCAAGCUGUAAAACAAUAUAACAUGAUGGAAAUAUGAAGUGAACCGUAAAUUAUUAGUAAAACGUCACAUUUAAAGGGUUAAGAAAUUCUAUAAAGUUAAUUUACCAGAUCAUCACUACGAAAUAACAGGAUUUCAAGAAACGACAUAGAGUAGCGUGAAUACAAUUUUAUACAUAACCAAAUACAAAUUUGAAGUUGA
Molecule: messenger RNA, 1051 nt
Organism: Leptidea sinapis
Lineage: Eukaryota; Metazoa; Arthropoda; Insecta; Lepidoptera; Pieridae
Exons: 1
Coding region: 105-704 (199 amino acids)
Source: RefSeq, a predicted model, not a curated record